AUGGAUCCCGGCACUGCUUUGGCCGUCAUCGGGAUGGCAACUAGCAUUAUUGGGACUUGCGUCAGGAUUGUCGAGGACAUCAAGGAAGCCCCGAGUGAUAUACAGCUGAUCAGGAGCGAAGUCUCUUCGCUGAAAACAAUCGUCCAAGAAUUUCAAACCCCACAACUCGCUUCUAUUCCUGGCCUGAUCGACCACUUGCCUGCUUGUCAUGACCGGCUCACUCGCCUCAGAGGCCUUCUUCCUUCCCAAACAACCACACGGCCCAAAUGGGAGCGGCUAAACUGGUCGCGCAAGUCAUCCCAGGCUCGCAAGCUCUUACUUGAACUAUCCCAGCAAAAGACUACAAUGCUCCUAUCCCUCGCUAAUCAUUCUGCACAAGAGUUGACUACCAUUUUGGCCACAGUGCAGAGACUCAAAGACAAGCAAACAGAUACCGAGCGCCAAAAGAUCUUCAAUUGGCUAGAAAAGACCAAUCCGUCAGCAAAGCACAAUCAGUCCUUCGAGCUGCAUGAGAAACAUACUUCGGAGUGGAUUCUCAGACUCCCCAAAUGGGAAGACUGGCUUGAUCAAACCGCAUCAACCCGCUUUCUUUGGCUUUCGGGAAUUCCAGGCUCUGGCAAAGCAGUCCUUACCUCGUUCCUCAUCGAAGAGGUGAAAUCCUUCUGCAAGACCUCAGCCCAGGGAUGGGCGUACUACUACUGUCUCUUCUCCAACAACCAAAAUGAAACAAUCCCGUUUCUUUGCUGGAUUGUCUGCCAGCUUGGCUGGCGAGCGAGAUUUGUACCUCACAAUAUAGUGUCCCUUUACGUUGAGAGUAUUGCUCCCAAAGUCCCAGAUCUGGAAGAUGCGCUUGAGGAAAUACUAGCAACCCAACUCGAUGUCGCUUUCGUUCUCAUUGACGGCGUAGACGAGUCCGAGGAGCGUGAAGAUCUUGUGGCGAUCAUCCGCUCAUUGGCACAGGAUGUCCGAUUCGAAAAACUACGACUUCUUGCCAGCAGUCGCAUGUUGCCGGAUAUCCAGCAAGGCUUCGGUGCCUCGUGUGUCGCCAUCUCCAUGUCAAAUCCAGAGGUCGACAAGGACAUAAGAACAUACAUCAAGUUGGCAUUGGCGCCUAGCGAACGUCUAAAUAAGUGGUAUAAAAAUAAUCUUGUUGAUGUUGAAGAUGCUCUGGUUGCAGGCGCCAAGGGAAUGUGA
Messenger RNA from Grosmannia clavigera kw1407, 1194 nucleotides. RefSeq names its product vegetative incompatibility protein het-e-1. The record is from RefSeq and is a predicted model, not a curated record. Lineage: Eukaryota; Fungi; Ascomycota; Sordariomycetes; Ophiostomatales; Ophiostomataceae. The transcript has 3 exons. The coding region runs from base 1 to 1194 and encodes 397 amino acids.